GAGGAGGAAGCGGAAGGUUCUUUCGUGGGGAACGUUGCCCGGGAUCUCAACUUGGCGGCGCUGAUCCCCGCCGACGUGUUUCGGACCCUCCAGUACAGCCUGAUGGCUUGGGAGGACGGCGGCCAGUUCAGGGUGGACAAAGACAACAGCGACCUCUUCACCAAGUUCAAGCUCGACCGCGAGCAGCUGUGCCGCUUCAAGGCUCAGUGUCUGCUCAACGUGCGCGUCGUGGCUCGGUCAGCCGCGGACAUCCGGAAGUACUGGAUCGUCAUCAACUUACUGGACGUCAACGACAACGCUCCGAUAUUCCCGAAUCCCAGUGUAACGCUGAGCAUUCCCGAGUCGGUUACUCUGGGGAUGAAGUAUUCGAUACCGCCUGCCUCCGACGACGACAGAGAUAACAAUACCAUAACGUCGUACGGCAUCGAGCCGAGCAGUUCGUAUUUCAGCGUCGAUUACCUCAAGAAGCUCGACGGCACCUUUGACGUGAUCCUCGUGGUCAAUCACGUGCUUGACCGCGAGACUGAGGAUGAAUAUCGGCUGGUGCUCGUGGCACGCGACGGUGGGGCGCCUCCAAGGAGCGGUUCGAUGGUGAUCGACAUCAAGGUCGCGGACGUCAAUGACAACACGCCCAGCUUUCCGCAGAGUCAGUACGCCGUCAAGGUCGGCGAGAACACGGCCCCCGGAGCGGUCAUUUUAACGCUGACCGCGUCCGACGGCGACAUCGGGAUCAACGCAGAGAUAAGCUACAGGCUGAGCAGGAACCAGUACACCGGGGUCGCCGAGAGGUUCGCCGUGGAUCCCAAGUCCGGGGUUCUCUCCGCGAGAGCCGCCUUGCCCAGCGGCGGCUACACUGUCAUCGUCGAGGCCGUGGACGGAGGGACCCCGCAGAAGGUCAACCAGACGGAAGUCCUGGUGACCGUCAUCGACACCAUGAACAAUCCACCCGAGAUAUCCGUCGAUCCGCUGAACGGUGACGCCAGCAGCGCCUACAUCCUGGAGUCGGCCGGCCACGACACCAUGGUGGCCUACGUCUCCGUGUCCGACCCGGACUCGGGAGAAAACGGCGCGGUCACGUGCUACAGCCAGAGCUCGUUCUUCGACCUCCGACCCCUCCAAGACGACGACUACAAGGUCGUGGCCGUGCGGCCGCUGAACCGCGAGGAGACGGCGCAGUACACCGUGACGGUCUUCUGCGAGGACGCCGGCACCCCGCGGCUCAGCGCCACGACGACGUUCGACGUCGCCGUCGGGGAUGUGAACGACAACGCGCCGGUGUUCGACAAGCCGGUCCAAACCGUCGCCUUCUCCGAGGACAACGUCGUCAAUGACGUCGUCAUGAUCCUGUCAGCCGCCGACGAAGACGCCGGGGACAACGCGAAGAUCACGUACAGCCUCAUCGACGACUCGAACGGGUUUUUCCGUAUCCCCGCGGGCUCGAGCACGCUGACGUGUGCCAAAGUGCUGGACAGAGAGACCCAAGACACGCACGUGGUGAGAAUACUGGCCCGCGACGGGGGUUCCCCUCCUCUCUCGGCCACAGCCACCGUGACGGUGAAGGUGCUGGAUGUCAACGACGUAACGCCCCAAUUCUUUCAGCUCAACUACAAGUUUUCGACCCCGGAGAACGCCCCCGCGGGGACGGUAAUCGGGGCCGUGUCGGCGUUCGACCUGGAUCUGCGCGAAGGAGGCGACGUCAGAUUCUCGAUGUCGCCCUCUGUCCCGGAGAGCGACAAGUUCCAGGUCUCGGCCGACGGGACCAUCACGACCCUGGUGCCGCUGGACCGAGAGGUCAGGGACGCGUACCACUUCUCCGUCGUCGCGUCCGAUAACGGUCGGCCGCGGCUGAGCUCCCAGGCAGAAGUCCAGGUGUUCGUGACGGAUGCGAACGACAACGCUCCCGUCUUCUCGUUUCCGAGUGCCUCCAACAACAGCAUCACACUGUUCCAGCCGAUCGAUGGAGAAUUUCCACUCUUUAGGCUACAGGUAAAUAGAGCAAAUUAACUGAUUUAUCAGUUAGGUGAAUAGAUUUUUAAUUGAUUUAUCAAGAGGUAAAUAGAUAUUUGAUUGAUUUAUUACAGUGAAAUAGACAUUGUGUUGCAUACGCAUUCAAGGAACAAGUUAUUGAACUAUAAAGAAGCAUUUUUGAUUAAAAAAAUUUGCUUUUAUAAGGAUUAAGAGUCGAAAACAAAAUAAUGCUUGUUAAUCAUUAUGUUCAGAGUGUUUUGUGAAGCCAAAAAUCUCACCCACUAUUGUGACUCUAUUCUAGGCCACGGAUGCCGAUGAAGGGGAAAAUGGCGAAGUGCAAUACUCACUGCAAGCCGGAAAUGCGUCACGCCUGUUCAAGGUGAAUCCCGCCACUGGUGACGUGCACGCGAUCAAGAAGUUCCCCGAGGAGGACGUGGGUGACUACAAUCUCACAGUCACCGCCGCAGACAAGGGAGACCAGCCGCUCAGCACCACCAAGUUUCUGAUGCUACACGUU
Molecule: messenger RNA, 2485 nt
Organism: Lymnaea stagnalis (great pond snail)
Lineage: Eukaryota; Metazoa; Mollusca; Gastropoda; Lymnaeidae
Source: the annotation of a GenBank genome assembly